AGAUGGGAACAUUGUUCCGUUCUCUGGCUAAGUUCGCUUUUGUUCACCAUUCUAAUAUGCGGUGGCUUUCUUCCACACCUCCUUCUUGUAUGUCGAUGCUUGUUGAAGACGAGAAUUUUGUGGCUUAGUUCUCUUCCUGGUGAUCCAGUGUACCAAAAAAAAGAAAAGAAAAAAGAAAAAAAAAGAAAGUUCAGUUUACAAAAUCCACCCUAGUCAUAUACGUCCGGAUACACCUAUUAACCAGACCAAUUCCCCCUCAUCGGAUGGUAAGGUACUAACUUUAACAACAGAUUGGGGGUGGAAUUAAUAAGAAUUUCGAGCUGUUGGGUACAAAGACAUACAUAUCAAUAUUCCCAAAUUUUUCGAACCCUAAGAUUUAUUACUGCUGCUUAAAAUUCUUCACUCAGAUUGAUUAAUGGGGAAUUUGAACGAUCUCCCAGCAGAUAUUUUAGUCGACAUCUUAACUCGUCUACCUACAGAAUCCAUUCUACCCUGCAGAUUAGUUUCUAAAUCAUGGAAAAAUCUUAUUUCUCGUCAUCCAUGCUUCUCUCAAAUGCAUUUAAGCCGUCUCCAACACACCGAUGAAAGUUUUCUUAUCAGAGGUGAGAAUCAACAGCUCCACUACUUUGAGUAUAUUGACGAAAAUGAGAAACCUAUUGAUUGUAUUAAAAGAGUCAAUUUAACCCCUCCAUUUACAUCUUCAUAUAUUCUUCUUGGUUCAUUUAAUGGUUUAGUUUGUCUUUAUGGGUUGGAAGAUUAUACUGCUUGUCUGUGUAACCCUGUCACAAAAGAAUAUGUUAUGCUUCCCAAAAUUCAUAGAGAUUUUGAUGAUGAUGGGUAUAUUCAUUAUUUGACCGGAUUUGGUUUCCUUACUUCAACUCAUGAGUAUAAAGUUGUUGAAAUGUACAAGUUAAAGACAGACCUUAAUGUUCUUUUGGUUGGGGUGUAUACUGUUGGCAAUGGUAAUGGGUGGAGAAGUGUUGGGAGGUUGGAUACCAAAUUUACCAAAGUAAAUGAAGGAGUUGGUGUCUAUGUGAAUGGAGCCCUGCAUUGGAUGGAUAAACAUAGAGGAAGGAUUUUGGUCUUUGAUUUGAUUAAGGAGAAGUUUAGUGAGUAUCUUUCACCACCUCCUUUGAGUCCAUACAGUACGUGGUAUGAUUAUACGCUAGGGGAUUUGGGUGUGGUUUUAUAUAUUGCUGUAGAAAGUAACUUUGACAUCGAAGAAGGCCCAUGUUUUGAUGUAUGGCUACUGGAUGACAAGAACGAUAAACGUGACAUGAAAGAGCAGGCGGGACAAGAACCAUUGUGUUGGAGUAAAGUAUUUCGGCUUCCGGAAAGAAGACCAUUAGCUUUUACCAAGAGUGGUGGUCUCUUAUGUUUCAAUUGUGCCUCUCUCGGCGUUUAUGAUGCAUUAACUGCAAGCUCGAAAAAGCUUGUGGAUUUUCGUCUAAUCAUUCAAAUAUUUCCUCACAAGAACACCUUAGUUUCGUUGAAAGAAUUAGGAGAAGAAGAUACAAAAAUUAUGGGGUCAGCUGAAGUUGAGGACACAUAAAGCUGUCCUUUGCCGACGAAGGAGUUAGCAAGUUGAGAUCCCUGGAUACACGUAAUAACUGGAUGUGAUGCAGGCUUUAGUAACUUGUCCUGUUCUUAUUAAUUGGAGUCGAGUAAGUAUAUGGAAGCAAGAUUGUGGAGGAGAGCUUUCCGGUUGUAUACAUGUGGCAGUCUACUUGCUCUUACUUCUUAGCAAUAGAUAAUUUGGCGAUCAAAAUUUGGACCUUGACAUGUUAUCUUAAGAAUUAAUCUCUUUUAUAUCACAGAAUUGGAAGCUUGAACAGUAGACAACACUAAAGUUUGUCAUCAUUCAUCAAUAGUUCAGUAAGAACAAUAGAGUCAAGUAUGCAGAGUUCUGUGUGAUAGUGUGUCAUGAUUUACGUUUCAACCCUGUUGUUAACUGUAACCAAGUUUAUCUUCAGAUAAUGCUUAUUUUCGAUCUGUACUGGAAAGCUCAAUUCUGCUAGGAUUUUCCCAUCUUCUUACAGAUGGAUAAGUUUUAUUAUAAUUGUAGUUAUCCACAUAUUGCAUGCCUACAUCCUCAGUUAUAUCAGUUUAACUCUGGGUCAGUUAGAUUCCAAUUUGCAUUAUUUUGAAAGGAUGUGUUUGUUUACCAUGCUGUAGCUCCUAUCCUUUCUAGAGUUUAAGCCGUGUCUUAAUUUAUUUACUUGCAAAUUGUCUUGCACCUUCUAUUGAGCAUGCCCUUCUAAGUUUGUUUGCAAAUUAUGGCUUCUUUAUUAUUAUUUUUGAAAGAAAAACCAAAGGACUCAUUAAAAGCCAGAGGCAAACAGAUUACAUGAGGAUUCUAUCUUCUUCUACCUGACUUCUGACACUACUAGGGAGCUGAUCUCUCCAAACCUUACUACAGGAGUUACAUCUGGCAUUAAUUGCAGAGCUUAUCAGCUGCUUGAUUGCCAUCUCUAUGCUUAAAACAAACAACAACACUACUUCCUAGACACUGAACUAGAGACCUACAGUCAAGAGUAAUAUUGUGGUCUUCCCAUCUUGUGCUAAGCUGAUCACAAACAAUG
Molecule: messenger RNA, 2582 nt
Organism: Papaver somniferum (opium poppy)
Lineage: Eukaryota; Viridiplantae; Streptophyta; Magnoliopsida; Ranunculales; Papaveraceae
Product: F-box protein At3g07870-like
Exons: 2
Coding region: 416-1552 (378 amino acids)
Molecular function (GO): protein binding
Source: RefSeq, a predicted model, not a curated record